This is a messenger RNA of Lates calcarifer (barramundi perch), 2966 nucleotides long. Its product is annotated as electrogenic aspartate/glutamate antiporter SLC25A13, mitochondrial. The transcript has 18 exons. Gene Ontology annotation, biological process: L-glutamate transmembrane transport; aspartate transmembrane transport; malate-aspartate shuttle. Bases 105 to 2132 code for a protein of 675 amino acids. Gene Ontology annotation, molecular function: L-aspartate transmembrane transporter activity; L-glutamate transmembrane transporter activity; calcium ion binding. The record is from RefSeq and is a predicted model, not a curated record. NCBI's taxonomy places the organism in Eukaryota, Metazoa, Chordata, Actinopteri, Centropomidae.
CUUUCAUCCUCCUUUUCACUGCACCGGCGCGUGAUCUCCAUGGGAACGUCGUCACGCAGGAGGAAGUGAGUGAACGGGACUAUUUGACAGUGAGCUUGCUUAGCAUGGCAGCAAAGGCAGUUCUGCCUAGGAGGGCUGACCCCACUGAGCUGAAAGGCAUUUUUGAAAAGUACGCCAGUGUGAAGAAGAAUGACGAGCACUUCAUGUCACCACAGGACUUUGUGAGCCGCUUCCUCCAUGCCCACACAGACAUCCGACUGUCGGAUGAGGCCACAAAGCUGCUGGCUGGAGUGGUGGACCAGAAGAAAGAUGGGUUGAUCUCCUUUCAGGAGUUUGUAGCAUUUGAGUCGGUGCUAUGUGCCCCAGACUCCCUCUUCAUGGUUGCCUUCCUGCUGUUUGAUAAAGCGGGCAACGGAGUGACCAGUUUUGAGGAUGUGAAGCAGGUCUUCAGCCAGACCACCAUCCACCAGCACAUCCCCUUCAACUGGGACUGCGAGUUCAUACGGCUGCACUUUGGCACGCAGAGGGACAAGCAGCUCAGCUACGGAGAGUUCACCCAGUUUCUCCUGGAGAUGCAGCUGGAACAUGCGCGACAGGCUUUCAUCCAGCGAGACCAAGCCCACAGCGGCUCCAUCUCAGCCCUGGACUUCAGGGACAUCAUGGUCACCAUCCGGCCGCACAUGCUCACGCCCUUCGUGGAGGAAUGCCUCGUGGCGGUUGCGGGGGGCAGCACAUCUCAUCAGGUCAGCUUCUCCUACUUCAACGGCUUCAACUCGCUGCUCAACAACAUGGAGCUUAUCAGAAAGAUCUACAGCACCCUGGCUGGAUAUCGCAGAGAUGUAGAAGUCACCAAAGAGGAGUUCAUUGUGGCAGCUCAGAGGUUUGGCCAGGUGACACCUAUGGAAGUUGACAUCCUCUUUCAACUGGCUGACCUGGCAGAGCCUCGUGGACGUGUUGGUUUAGUGGACAUUGAGAAGAUCGCUCCGCUGGAGGAGGGCGCCCUGCCCUACAACUUGGCAGAGGUCCAGAGACAGCAGUUGGGCAGUGACGGCUCCCGCCCCAUCCUCAUCCAGGUGGCAGAGUCAGUCUACAGGUUCACCCUUGGCUCAGUGGCAGGGGCUGUUGGUGCCACAGCGGUGUACCCCAUUGAUCUGGUGAAGACGCGCAUGCAGAAUCAGAGGAGCAGCGGCUCCCUGGUGGAAGAGCUCAUGUACAAGAACAGCUUUGACUGUUUCAAGAAGGUGGUGCGCUACGAAGGCUUCUUUGGACUUUACCGAGGUCUGGUACCACAGCUACUGGGUGUGGCGCCCGAGAAAGCCAUAAAGCUCACAGUGAAUGACUUUGUGCGAGGAAAGACCAGACAGAAAGAUGGCACAGUCCCUCUGCCUGCUGAGAUCCUGGCCGGUGGAUGUGCUGGUGGCUCCCAGGUGAUCUUCACCAACCCUCUGGAGAUCGUAAAGAUUCGUCUGCAGGUGGCAGGAGAGAUCACCACAGGGCCGAGGGUCAGCGCCCUCUCCGUUAUCAAGGACCUUGGCUUUUUCGGACUGUACAAGGGUUCCAAGGCUUGUUUUCUGCGGGACAUCCCCUUCUCAGCCAUCUACUUCCCCUGCUAUGCUCACACCAAGGCUUACCUCACCGAGGAGGACGGAAGGAUAGGGCCGGCCAAGAUGCUGUUUGCAGGAGCUCUGGCAGGCAUGCCAGCGGCCUCUCUGGUGACCCCAGCAGACGUGAUCAAGACCAGGCUACAGGUGGCGGCACGUGCCGGUCAGACCACCUACAGCGGCCUGGUGGACUGCUUCUGGAAGAUCCUCAGAGAAGAGGGGCCCCGCGCUUUCUGGAAAGGAGCAGGAGCUCGAGUGUUUCGAUCCUCGCCUCAGUUUGGAGUGACUCUGGUGACCUAUGAACUCCUGCAGCGCUGGUUCUACAUUGACUUUGGGGGACAAAAGCCGGCUGGCUCGGAGCCCACCCCCAAGUCUCGGAUCAGCCUGCCGGCGCCCAACCCCGACCACAUCGGAGGCUUCAGGUUGGCCGUGGCCACGUUCGCUGGCAUCGAGAGCAAGUUUGGACUCCAUCUCCCACGCUACACAGUGGCAACAGCAGCAGCAGCAGCAGCCCCUGCAAACACCCCUUGAACUGCUCACUUUGUUUAGUCCAUGGGUGAGGUGGGGGGUAAGUGAAAGAGAGGGCUUGAAUGUUUGUAGUAUUUUAAGUCACUUAUUUAAAAUUAUUUAUUAUUUAUCUUAUAUAGUAGUAUAUAGGCAGACAUGUUAAUUGGUGAGCCAGUUAGCAUGGGUGAUUUCAAGGAAACUCUUUGUAGAACUUGUGCAGUAUUUGUUUUAACUUUGAUUGACAUUGUAUAGAGUUGUAUUAUAUUGGGGUUUUGUUUUUCAUACAGUUUAGCCAGUACAGUAUAUGCACACAGACAGUAGAAGGGCUGGCAGAUGUUGAAACACACCUUAACCGCUUUGGAAAAUAGUAUCAAUAACUACAUACAGCAGCAGCUUUUUCCAGUGUCUUCCUAUUGUUGCUUUAUAAUCAAAAGCACAUUCCUCAUAUCAUAUAACUGGCUAAAAAAAUUAUUGAUCAUAAAUGUGGCACUUCUGUAUAUAGGAGAUAUCCAGAGACAUAUUUUCAUAUCUAUAUGGCUGUUUUGGUCCUGACUUGCUCAUUUGAUCAAAUGUAUCCACAAAAAUUUGACCAAUCAAUACUUGAAUGUAAAGACAGAGUGUAACAUUCUGACUGUACAAGAUGUUAACUGUUGUAAGAUUAUUUGGUUUCAGGUCUAAAUGUAUGCAGACGUGUAAAUAUCUGAAAGAGACAAAGAGCUGGCACCAACUGCACUUCUGUAGCGUGUCACGACUGAGUAUUUAAAACUGUACAGUGCAGAGAAUGUAGGAGUUACAUAUGGUGUGUAAUAAUCGUGCCUUACUGUACGUAUGGCAGCAACGUGUGUACUGAGAGUAAAG